AUGGCUCGCAACAACCGUCGACAACACUCUGGCGGAGGGUGGCAAAACCGCAAUCAUCCCUACAACCCCAACUAUGCUCGUAAUCAGGCAUCGAAUGUCGACUACAACGACACCAUUCGCUGCAAUUACUGCGAUGUGCAACGUCCUCGCUUGCGCUUUCCCAAGGCUGUCCUCGAGAAGUAUGAUAGGAAGCGCGCUAGAGGUGAAGAUCCAGCUAGCGUCAGGGCCAUUUGCCGUGACUGUUGCCACAAUCCUCAGAGCUCCAGCGCUCUUCCUCGAGCCCAACCUGCUGCCUCUUCUGCCAGUGUCGUCCCCGCUCGAGGUGUAUGCACGUCUUGCCACAUCGAUUACCCCCUCACCGACAAGUUCUUCACCAAAUGGGAUAGGAAACUCGACGCUCCCAACCGCACUUGCUUUCCUUGCAAGAAUAAAUGGAUCCUCGAUGAAGCUGUCGACUCCGCUCUUGUCCCUGAUGGGUACGAGAUCGAUCUAGACGAUCCAGAGGAGCAUGAGAACAUCGUUCCAGACCUCGAUGAAUUCUGGGUUCCAGAGGAAGAGCUUCAAACCAAAUUUGAAGAUCUCGACGAAGACCAAAAGAGGCGUGCCGAAAGAGCUGGCCAAGAGCAUAGCAGGCUCGCUACCAAGAUCUGCAACGCCUUGCAGCUGGCUCAACGACGUCGUCGCUUCCGAUUCCGCCCGGUCAUCGAUCAACUGCGCGAUCAAGAGCUCCAAGACUCGCUGCAGCGCCUGACCCUGGAGAAUCGCCUCGGCGAAUUAGACUUCGAGAGACUUCAGAUCUCUACGGUCACUCGACGCAAUCGGGACGAGAUCGAGGUUGAAUCAGAGUUUCCGACUCUGCUUCGAUUUUGGCGCACCAUUGCAAGAACCGCAAUCGCCGACCUCGUCGAACCUCCUGCCCACCCGUCGGAUCACCACGUAGUGUCGGAAAGUAGCGAAGACGAGGAUGAUGAAGAGGAUUGUCAAGCUAAGGAGCAUCUGGAGUACCUGCGUCUUCCUGAUCACAAAAGGGAUGCCUUCCUCCGCAAUCGUCGACUCGCCAAUGCUCUCAAAUCGGAGAAUCGGCGCUUUGUAGACGUAUACACGAGCAACGCGCAGCAGGUCGCUGACUCCGAAGAGAACCGUCUCUCAGACCUUAUCGAGCAGUCCCUGGCCAUCUCCGAAAGGGCUCUCCUUUCUCAUCGGCAGAUGGCGCCAAGCUUCGAUGUCGCCAUCUUUGGCGAGAGGUAUCUUCCUCGCAACGCUUCUGCUGCUUCCACGUCGGCUUUCAGUACGGCUUCGACUUCGGCUCUCACUCCGUCUUCUGGCUCGACUCCAACCGCGAAUGACUACCAUGCCUUUGCUUCCUCCUCGAUCUCGACAGCACACUCCGAUGGCUCUGUUGCCUCUGCCGCAACUUCUCAGUCUACCAAGCAUCCCAGAGUGGUCCAGCGAGAGACUCCUGUUGAUCCUCGUCGCGCUCUCUUCGCCCAUCGCUACCCACAGGCGCAGUCGAAUAUGGAUCCCGAAGCCACUCCACCUGCUGUCAAUCAACAGCAGCAGUCGCAGCAAGCUGGUGGUAGUGCUACAGCCAAGCUCGAGCGCUUCUGA
Ustilago hordei is the source of this 1608-nucleotide messenger RNA. RefSeq lists its product as uncharacterized. The record is from RefSeq and is a predicted model, not a curated record. Bases 1 to 1608 code for a protein of 535 amino acids. The transcript has a single exon. NCBI's taxonomy places the organism in Eukaryota, Fungi, Basidiomycota, Ustilaginomycetes, Ustilaginales, Ustilaginaceae.